CGCUCGCCGUGGGCGAUGUACAAGCUCGGCGGCCGUGGCGGCGGGCGCGGCGGCGGCGGUAGCGGCACGAAGCGCCCUCCGGCGCCCCAUGGCCGCGGCCGGGGCGCCUCCUCCUCCAAGGGCGGCGCGGCCCCGCCUCCCCGCGGUCGCGCCGCCGCCGCCUCGUCGCCGGCGGCGCGGGCAGAGGUGCGCGAGGAGUCCUUCACCCUAGAGUCUAACGGGCCGCCUGCCUUUGCGGCACUCAUAAAGCUGACCCCCGACCUCAUCGACGAGAUCCGGCGGGCGGAGGAAGCCGGUAGCGGCGCCCGCAUCAUGUUCAACAACUCCAACCUCAACUCCGCGGAGGGGAUUAUCGAUGUUGGUGGUAAAGAAAUCAAUUUCACAUGGUCAUUCGAACCUGGCGCUGGUGAGCUAUGUGAUGUUUAUGAAGAACGUCAGAGUGGAGAGGGUGAAAAUGGAUUGCUUACGGAACAUGGAUCUAUUUGGCGCAAGGUGAAUGUGCCACGCGUUUUGGAUGAAUCGGCACAGAAUGUUGUGAAAAUGCGCUCAGAGGAGGCUCAGCGUGCUUCGAAAUCUCGAAAAUCCAUUGUGCUGGACCCCACGAAUCCAUCUGUUAAGAUUCAGGCGAAGUCAAUGACUGCUGCAGCUGUAGAAGGUAAUAUGCGGAGGAUGAACUGGAACCAGAAGAAGGAACAUUUCAAGAAGAACCAAGCUGCUGUUAUCCCAACCAAAUCAAUUUCCAAAGUAAAGCUGUCUAACAACAGUAUUACGAAAGGAAGUAUCUCUACUUCACCUGCGCCUUCUCCUGAGCAACGUGGAUCGAGCAUUCCUUCAUUUGCUGCUGGGUCAGAUGCAAAUAAUGAAGUCAUAGUACCUUUUGAUUCGAAGAAAGAGGAAAGUAGUAAAGUUGAUAAAGCAAAACCAAAUAGGAUUUCUCAAGGACUGAAUCGCCGUGCAAGUUCUGUUUCUACAAGUGUUGAUGAUAAUGCAACUGAUUUGCGAGUACUCUUGAUAUCUAUACUGUCAGAAAACCCCAAAGGAAUGAACUUAAAGGCCUUGGAGAAAGCUGUUGCAGAGGCAGUUCCAAAUGCAUCAAAGAAAAUAGAGAGUAUCAUUAAGAAUGUUGCAAAUUACCAAGCACCCGGGAGGUAUGUGCUCAAACCGGAACUGGAGCUGGAAAUCACUAAACAUGAUGCUUCUGGCAGUGGAAGGACUAUUGAUGAGAAUAUCGAAGAAGCUGCUCCAAGCUUACAGAUUGAUGAUCCUGAUAUAUUUGAGAAGAUUGAAAUCGGGGGCUCCCCGGUUUCUGCUGCAGGAGACAAAAAGGUCAAUGACAGUGAUGGCAAAGCAGGUACCUCUAGUGAGAGUGGAAGUGAUAGUGACAGUGACAGUGACAGUAGUGGCAGUGGAAGUGAUAGUGGGAGUCAAAGCAGAAGUGCUGCAAGUGGCAGUGGGAGCAGCAGCGACAGUGAUAGUGAUGCUUCAUCAAGCAGCAAGGAAGGAUCUGAUGCUUUUGUGGACAUCACAAGCGAUGAUAACAAAGCAGAUACAUCAGGGAGAAAAGUAGCAGAUGAACUGAAGUCGUCUUCCUCGCCAAGAGAUUUGCCAACAAUGGAUGGUGAUGAUGAGCAAAUCGACAUUGGAACAAAUCUGGAUUAUACUAGUACAUCAUCACACAUUGAUCUGAAUAAUUUUAAUAUCGACAGUGAUGAGGCGGCAUAUACAGCUGCAGCAACUGAGAAUAUCGGUGCAAGCAAAGUAAACAUGCCAUCAGAAGUUCUAGGAAGCAAAAACAUGGGGAGUGCUAGGUCAGAUCCUAGUAUAGUUGAUGGAAAGUAUCCUGCAAACAAAACAUCUUACAGGGAUAAUAUUUUUGAUGACCCCUUAGCAGCUAAUAGUGAAAACUUGCCUAUUGAAGAAGCCAUUCAGUUCACGAAGCAGGAUGGUAGCAGAAGAAAAUCAACCUCAAAGGAUGGAACAAACCAUGUACCGACAAGGACCUCAGAGAAAGGUGCCAAAGCCAUCUUGAAAAGGGGUUCUGAUAAUGAGAAUGCAACCACAAAGCCAGAAAGUGCCAAAAAGGCCAAGGUUGAUAUUGCUUAUUCGGGAGCUAUAGGUUCUUCAUCAGAGCACAGACAAAACUUACCACCUGACAAACAUGUCAAUGAGAGGUUGAGCAAAGAGACAGGGAAUGUUGGAUUGGACACACAUACUGAUCUGCAGUUGCAAGAUAUUAUUCCUUCUAUGAAAGGAAGACCUCCGGCUUCUGGAAAUGUGCAAAAGAUAAAUCAGAGCCCAAAUGUUUCCAUCCAGACAAUGCACUCCGAGGGAACGCAAGAAAAGAUUGGUAAAGCAAGUUCUAAGAAGAAAGUAGAUCAGAUGCAGAAACCUUCGAAUAGUAUGGACGGUAACCUAGGGAAAGGUUAUGUACAUGUUGAUGACCACUAUAUCAAUUUUAACGACUCUGAUGAUUCUGCUGCAAGAAAAAGGGGUAGGCAUGGAGGAUCUUUUGUUGAUGGGAAAAUGCACAAGCGUUCAAAGGAUGUCAAUAUUGAUGCAAAUUCCAUAAAUAUAGCCAAAGGUGUCAGAGGAAAUGUUAACCACGAUGUAGUCAUGUCUCUUCCUGAAUACAUUGAAACUAAUGGUGAGCCAUCAGUUUUGCAAAGAAAUAGUGUUGACAAAUCACCUCAGGCAAAAAAGGUGCUCCAGAGAGAGCAGUCUGAACUCGAGUUGGGUGAACUUCGUGAGGGUUCUUUGGAAAAUGACAUCGAGAGGACAACGAGGCAUUUUGAGAGGAAUAGUUCUUCUAAGUCGCUUGAUGGCAAAAUGACUAAUGUUGAUAAUUCCCAACCCAGUAUGAAUAACAGGAAGGUUGCUGUAUCUGCUUUUCAUGAUCAGAAGAAACCAUCACCACAAGAAUUUAGUACUGGCGGAAAUAUGAACCAAGAAGGAAUGCCACGGAAGACACCAGGAUACGACUUUGAUAAUAGUAGGUCUCAACAAAGAGUAAAUGUUUCACAGGGUCGGCAAUUGCCAAGGACUGAUAAUCUGGAUUCAGAGAACAUACUUUAUCCAGAUAAGUUGUUAGAAAAAACAGGCAAAAGGGAAGCAGAAAUUUCACAGGGUGGAGUGCUCGAUCAUAUAGAUCCAAAGAAGAAGAAACCUACUACCAAGCUUCCUCAGAAUGGUACCAAGAAUGGAAUAGAGCCUAGAACACGGAAAUCAGUUUCCCCUGCAGAAAACGGGCAAAGAAGUAGGAAUAACCCUUUAAUUGAGCCUGAGAUAGGCAGGAAGAGAAGGGACAGUUCUUCUGAUGAAGAUAAUUUAUUUCUUUCAAAGUAUGAUAAAGAGGAGCCAGAACUGAAAGGUCCAAUAAAAGAUUUCUCACAAUACCAAGAUUAUGUGCAGGAGUACAAUGAAAAAUAUGAGGCCUAUUCUUACUUGAACAGUCAGCUAAAGAAAACGCAGUCUGAAUUCCUAAAGAUUCAGGAGGAUUUCGAUGCUGCUAAAGAAAGAGAUAAGGAUCAGUUCUAUAACAUUGUUGAAAGAAUAAGAGACAUGUAUGAUGAAUCGGGCACGAGGCAUAAAUUGAUGAAGAAGGUGUUCGUAUUGCUUCAUGAAGAGUUGCAGACUAUCAAGCGAAGAAUUCUAGACUUCGCAGAUGCCUACUCAAAUGAAUAAUGGGCGGCUCCCCAGAAUCAUGGCAUUUGCAACUGUUUCUGAGAGGCUGUCGCCCAGCAUCUACUCUGAAGAUGUUGGGAACCUCGGCAUCAUGCUUGCCUUUGUAGAAGAACUUCUCUGGGCUUGAACAUUCAGCUCAAGGCUUUUAUCAGUGACACAAAGCUGGGGAAGCUCACGGUACGGUUUCGUGGAUUGUUCUGCUGAAUUUCAUAGUGAUCACAGCAGCGGCAGUCGAGAGCUAUACCGUGCAAAGAGAAGGCCAACACCUCCACACGAUGCAUAUGCCCGUGGAAGCGUGAACAGGGGAAACUGAACUUACGGAAACAGCGAUAAUAUUCAAGGCGGUUUUACAACAGCAAUUUUGCAGGUAGAAGGGAACUGUUGACAGGAUGGCUCCCUUGGUAGAUUAUUUUUCCAGCCAGAUCUCUCCCCCUCCUGGCGUUUCACCAUGUAAAUCGGCUUUUGUAUCAAUGCGAUCAACUCAGUUCUAUUUUAACUUUGUACAUAUAUGUGGAGACCAGUCUAGAGUAGUUUUGAGGAGGUGAGGUAAUGACGGCAUGUCCUCUCUCCAAUCUUACGGAUUGAUGUAGCACAGCUGUUGGAAUCUGUUGUUAAAUGAGGAUGAGGAGCAGUGAGCAUGGCAAACAUUUUGUCUUCGCCCGUUCUUCUUAUACUGCUGUAAA
Molecule: messenger RNA, 4364 nt
Organism: Lolium rigidum
Lineage: Eukaryota; Viridiplantae; Streptophyta; Magnoliopsida; Poales; Poaceae
Product: dentin sialophosphoprotein-like
Exons: 13
Coding region: 16-3681 (1221 amino acids)
Source: RefSeq, a predicted model, not a curated record